AUGGUGACCCGUCCAAUUCGAAAACAAAAUAAUAACUUUACCAUCUUCUGCUUGGUAACUCUAUCCGGGUGGAUUAAUUAUUCAAAAACCCAGAUCGAGAACAAUGUAUGAAUCCCAGCAACAUUUGGUAGAUUUACAGGAAAAUGGAGGUUUCGGGUCGGAUCCCAACUCAUGGUUAUCCGGCGCCGACGACCGCUCGUCUCUCAGCCGAACCUUUUCUUCUCUUUCCACCGCAGCCGCUUCCGCUGCCGCCACUGGCGAUGUCGACCGCGUUCUCUUCAACGAUCUCGUUGAGAUGGUCCCUCUCGUUCAGUCUCUCAUUGAUCGGAAAGCGAAUCCUUCAUUUACGCGACGGGGUUCUAUGAUCUGUACCAAGAUGCCCAGUAGAGAGUCGCUCUACAAGAAGGCGAUCACAACAAAAAAGCAGAGGGACCAAAACAAAAAUGUGGCGAAUAACCCAGAUGGAUGUGCUGACGAUUUCUCCAUUUUCUCUUCAAGUUCAGUGUUUUCAGAAAAGGAUAGAAAAGAUUUGGCAUCACUUAGGGAACAAGUGGAAGAUCUACAGAGAAAGCUUUCAGAAAAAGAUGAACUUCUGAAAUCAGUGGAACUUUCAAAGAAGGAGAUGGCAUCCAUCCAUGCUGAACUUGAUAACCUUAAAAACGAGGAUGCAGAAAAGGAUUUUUUGAUUAAGUCCAGUCAACUACAGCUCUCUGAUACGAAGACUAAGCUUGCUGACAAGCAAGCAGCUGUUGAAAAAUUACAAUGGGAAGCUGCGGCUUCUAACAAAAAGGUGGAGAAGCUCCAAGAAGAUCUAGAAAUGGUGCAAGGAGAUCUUUCAUCAAUGAUGUUAUUAAUUCAAGGCUUAACAAAGAGUGAUGCCCUUUCUGCUGAAGACUAUGAGGAUGUCUCUUAUCCUCUAGAUGAGUUUGACAUAGAUGAUUUGAAUGAAAUUGAGAUGCAGGAAAUGGAGGCUGCAAGAGAAGCUUAUGUUGCUGCUGUUACUGCUGCAAAAGUAGAGCAAGACGAAGGGUCUUUUGCUGCAGUUACCAGUGCUAGAUUACGUCUGCAAUCGUUAGUUAUAAAACAAAAAAUAUAAUUCCUCAGGUUUGUUACUGAAACAUUUUUCAAAUGGGCUUUACGGCCGCAUUGUUGCAUAGUGAUUACAAGUAGAAUCCUUUCUGGUUUCUCCUACAAUUUGCGUUGGGGUAAAUGGAAUGGUAUUUGAACUUUGUGGAGGUCUAAUGCUAUUCGUGUAACUAAAUCUUUAUCUCUCUCCAUUCUACGCCUUUAAUAUAUGGUAACUUUAUUGUUUUCA
Olea europaea var. sylvestris is the source of this 1315-nucleotide messenger RNA. Its product is annotated as protein MICROTUBULE BINDING PROTEIN 2C-like. Gene Ontology annotation, molecular function: microtubule binding. NCBI's taxonomy places the organism in Eukaryota, Viridiplantae, Streptophyta, Magnoliopsida, Lamiales, Oleaceae. The transcript is spliced from 5 exons. The record is from RefSeq and is a predicted model, not a curated record. The coding region runs from base 104 to 1096 and encodes 330 amino acids. Gene Ontology annotation, biological process: plasmodesmata-mediated intercellular transport.